AACGUCUUUUGCAGGCAACUUGGCUUCACUCGCGCUCUACGAGCAUACAGCAGUGCCACCCAUGGUCAAGGAACUGGUCCAAUUUGGAUGGAUGACGUGGCAUGCUCAGGGAGUGAGGCCCAUAUGCAUGAAUGCAGACACCGUGGAUGGGGCAACCAUGACUGCACUCACAGCCGAGAUGCCAGUGUAAGGUGCUCCUAUGGAUCAUCUGUCGUUCGUCUGGCGGACGGAGGUCUUCACUUUGGUCGUGUUGAAGUGUACGUCUACGGACAGUGGGGAACGGUGUGUGACGACUACUGGGAUAUGAGAGAGGCGGACGUGGUUUGUCGCCAGUUGGGCUUCACCGGUGCAACCUCCCCUACUUACUACGCAAUAUUUGGCCGUGGUUCUGGCCCUAUCUGGAUGGACCACAUCAGCUGUGGAGGAGGAGAGUCCUCGCUUCUGAGCUGCGGUCACCUUGGAUGGGGAAAUCACCACUGCAGCCAUUGGGAGGAUGCAGGAGUGGUCUGUAGCAUCUAGAUGACUUGGAACGAAACGGAAACUUUCUUUCCACAUUCCUUUCUUUUUUUGCAUGGGAAUUUAGAAAAUUAGAUUUCUUUAUGAUCGGUGAAAUUAUAAUUACGUCACACUCAACCUGAGAUGGCUCAACUCGAAUCGCUGAUUAAACAUUUUCAACACCAUGAUUUACAGGAUAGAAACACCGUAUGAUUACUUAUUAAUAAUAUAAACAUGAAAAAAUUUGCGCGGAGCAAGUGCCG
Molecule: messenger RNA, 758 nt
Organism: Orbicella faveolata
Lineage: Eukaryota; Metazoa; Cnidaria; Anthozoa; Scleractinia; Merulinidae
Product: scavenger receptor cysteine-rich type 1 protein M130-like
Source: RefSeq, a predicted model, not a curated record